AAUUUACCUAUUGAACUACAAGCUGUCAGCACUGCAUCUGUCGAUCGCUGGGUUUUGAAUAUUUUUUUUCUUGACUAAAUCGGCGUAUUUUGUCUAAUUAAUAUUGUUGGUAAAAUACACAUCGGGGCAACGUAAAAAGCAAUCGACACCAUCGACAACACACACACACACUCACACACCAUAAAAUCAUGUCGACUGCUGGAUCGAGUAGUGGAGGCGGUACUGGUGGUCGAGGUCGCGCUUCUGGAAACGGCACAACAGCUACUGCAGCCGAUGGUAAACCUGAAUCAAAAACAAAUCCAAAAAUAUCAAAAGCACUGGGCACAUCCGCAAAACGAAUUCAAAAGGAACUGGCUGAAAUAACGUUAGAUCCACCGCCAAAUUGUUCUGCUGGCCCAAAAGGCGAAAAUCUGUACGAAUGGGUUUCUACAAUAUUAGGACCGCCCGGUUCUGUGUACGAGGGUGGUGUUUUCUUUUUAGAUAUACACUUUUCGCCUGAGUACCCAUUCAAACCGCCAAAGGUGUCGUUUAGGACACGAAUAUAUCAUUGCAAUAUAAACAGUCAAGGCGUCAUAUGUUUGGAUAUUUUAAAAGAUAAUUGGUCGCCAGCGUUGACCAUUUCAAAAGUAUUACUUUCGAUAUGCUCCCUUCUCACAGACUGUAAUCCAGCUGAUCCGUUGGUUGGUAGUAUCGCAACACAAUAUUUGCAAAAUAGAGAAGAACACGAUCGAAUUGCUCGGCUGUGGACGAAACGGUACGCAACAUGAUUUGUCACAACCGCAAUCUAUAGAUUCCUAGUUUCCACUUUAUUUUAUAAUCAAAAUUCAUUUUUUUUUUCUUUCUUUUUUCUUUUGUUGGCUCUUCUACUAAGAGUCUGUCAACCAUGAAGAUCAUGUAACCGAUUAAUACUUACAAUAUUUAUUGACAAUGUUCAAUUUAUCUAAUCCAUCAAUGAAUUAGGGCCAGGGUUUUGCUUUUCGUGCAGCCCAUCACAUUAUGUUACAGAAGCUGUGUAAUGUUGUGUCAGCGUGUUGUUUGAAUUUUAGCAUUAACGAAUUUCGAAUUCACACUAUUGUUGAUCUCAUUAAUUCAUUUCGAUGAAAAUUGUAGUGUAACCAUGGAUGGAAUUAGCGCGCGUGAACGGUGUAAAAUGAGUCAUCCGUUGUUUUUCUUAUGUGUUCCAAUAAUUUUAUUUACAUGAUAGUGUCCCGUAGGCUGAUGAUCAUUUAUAGGUUUGAUACACUUCUAUUUUCGACGAACGUAAAUUUUCCAUAAUAAAUUGAAAAUGAAACAGAGGUAAGACGACACGACACGACAUUACAUCCUUCUGCUAUACUUUUUGUUUUUGUAAGUAAAUUGAAUUCCUUAAGGAAUAAAUGAAAGAGAAAUAAAACAUAAAAUACCAUUUGCUUUGUAUGAGAUAAGAAGAAGAAGAAGACGAAAACGAGAAAGACUAUUAACUGAAUUUUAUAAAUAGUCCAGCAAAUCUACCAAUUAAACUACUAUUUUUUAAAACAAACGACAGGAUUUAAUGAUGCGAUGCAAGCGUGAAUGUAUAGGAUGAAGAAGCAAAAUUACAAGCAAUUAUCAAAAACUAAACAAACAAAAAAAAAAACAAAGAAACAAGGAACUGAGAACUGGGAAUGAAAUAAGAAAGUCGAAUUUUACUUUUACUUCUUCAUUUGAACCAUUUUCAUCCGAUUGAAUUAUCCUCAUUUUGUGUGUUUGGACGGUCCAACAGGCAAGACAUUUAUGCAGUUUCCGCGUUUAGAACACGAAUUAAUUCUUUGAAAAAAAAAUAAUCUGAAACCGCGCGUAGAUUCGUCUCAGGCUCACCCACAUAGUCUACCAAAAAAAGCAUUAUCUGAAGAAAUUCGAAUCAAAUUAAAGCCGAAUCAUCUCUACGCUUCUCAACACACAUUAGUUCUUGUGAUUCACUAUUUCCUAUCUAAGAAUGAAACCCACAAAACAAUAGAAAGCAAUUCUAGUCCAUUGCGUGUGUUUUGUCGUAUAUACGGUGAUCGGUUCGAAUGGACCGCAUUUUUUCUUCUUCUUUGAGCCGCAUCACAUCCAUCUCAUCCAGUUAUCGUCUGUGAAAGAAAUGUGAAUUCGUGUUCUAAAGGUGUUAGCGAAUGUAUACACCAUUAUCAAGUGUUCGAUAUUAGAUGUAAAGUGGCAUUUUGUCUGGAUAAGGUCGUUCGGAUAAAUGGCAAAACAGUCGGUUAAUUUGAUUGUGGAUAUUUAAUGAAAAUGUAAUUAUUGAGUUUAUAAUAAGAAACGAUCCUAGUAUGUAUACUUUUAGGUUUAGUUAUGAACAAUUUUCUUUUUUUUUUAUUCGAAAUGUGAAAAAAAAUGAUGGAAAAAAUGAUGAAUAAUAAUAAAUGUCUAACUGAA
This is a messenger RNA of Bradysia coprophila, 2394 nucleotides long. RefSeq names its product ubiquitin conjugating enzyme 2 (gene Ubc2). Lineage: Eukaryota; Metazoa; Arthropoda; Insecta; Diptera; Sciaridae. The record is from RefSeq and is a predicted model, not a curated record.